GUUUGCAAACAAACCGCUGUCAAACGCGCUCGAAAUUGUGAUCCGUGGCCGCUUCAUUCUGACGUGUUUUUUAUUCAAUAAAAUUGCUAAAAUACAGUGUUUCUCUACGAUUGCUGUUCCUUAAUAUUGUAUCCAAAAGUAUUCCAAAAUGUUCGACAUUCAAACGCACAUGGACUUCGAGGGCCAGGGUCGCGCGGAAAAGCUGUCCCGGGUAAUCAUCACCUUGUUCGGAGCCGUCGGGCUCGUCUGGGGCUACAUCAUUCAGCAGUUUUCCCAGACGGUUUACAUUCUGAUUGCCGGGGUCCUGUUGGCUUCGAUUCUAACCAUUCCUCCCUGGCCCAUUUACCGCCGCAAACCACUGAAGUGGCAGAAACCACGCCCGCAACCGGCCCAGGUCGCCAGUGGCUCUGAAUCUAGCGGGGAACCCGAGUCGGGAAAAAAGAAGAAGAAGUAAUUUAAAACUUUCCAUCUUUCGCCUGUAAUAAAUUUAAACAAAUAAUAAUAA
Molecule: messenger RNA, 505 nt
Organism: Uranotaenia lowii
Lineage: Eukaryota; Metazoa; Arthropoda; Insecta; Diptera; Culicidae
Gene: Spase12
Product: signal peptidase complex subunit 1
Exons: 3
Coding region: 149-454 (101 amino acids)
Biological process (GO): protein targeting to ER
Cellular component (GO): signal peptidase complex; endoplasmic reticulum membrane
Source: RefSeq, a predicted model, not a curated record